Messenger RNA from Astrephomene gubernaculifera, 1845 nucleotides. The record is from the annotation of a GenBank genome assembly. Lineage: Eukaryota; Viridiplantae; Chlorophyta; Chlorophyceae; Chlamydomonadales; Astrephomenaceae.
AAGCCACCGACGCUUCAACAGUUCAUAAGCUAUACGGAAAAACAACAUCGCAUGCCCGGUGUUCAACGUAGUGUAUGCAGACGUUGGGCAGCUGGGCAGUUGUAACUUCAGUAAAUGAGAGCAAAAGUACUUGUCGUUCCUGUGUAUCAAAAGCACUGGUUAUACCACGUAUGGAGUGAACACACGGCCGCAGAGACUGCAGCACAGCGCUCCUUGCACUGGUCACAAGGGGGCUCGUUGCAGGACAAGGCGGUGCUAUUUGGGAAGGAAGUUAGCAACAAGAUCAGUGUCGCUGCGCAGCACCAGUGGAAAUCAAUCCAAGCUGCUGAUGAGGGCACAUUCAAAAAUAAGCUUUACAGGUUGGCGCAGUGGGUGCUAUCCCAGGAGGACCCGCUGGAGACUUUCCUGAAGUCCGUGCCGCACCAUGCGAGCUCAUUGGAAAUCAUACACCCGGUCACAAUGAAGGAGCGGUUGGUGCGGCGGCGGUUGCGGCGGUUGGCACUGUCACAGGAGCACUACCACAACCGACGCAUUCUGGGGUGGGCGCUGGCCACACUGCCGCAGCUGCCGCUGAUGAUCACCCCCUUCCCGAACGUCACGCUCUACUACACGGCCUACAAGGUGGUGUCGCACUACCAGGCGCGCCAGGGCUGCCGUACACUCCGCGCCGCCUUCGAGCGUUACGACGCAGCAGAGCGCGAGCGUGCCGCCGUUCAGGCCAGGGCGGGUCACGGCGGCGUCCUCCGCUGGCUGGCACUGCCGCGGCUGCACGGCGGGGAGCAGGCGGCUGCUGCCGGCGGGGCUCUGUGUGGCGGCGGCGGCAGCCCGGGUGCAUCACAGGGCUCCGCACGCAGCGGGCCCUCCUCUAGAGCUGGGGGCAGGGGGGCGGUAGGCGCCGCUCCCGGGUCUGCCGAGUGGGAGGCGGAGGCGCCGCUGCCGCAGUUCCGAGCCAGCAAGGCGCUGGACCAGGCGGUUCGGCCGCUGGAAAGGUGGCAGUCGCCGCUCACAGACGAGAUGGCCCUCCGCGUGCGCAGCCUCUUCCCGCCACCGCGACCUCCCAAGAAAGAGGGCAAAAAGGAGGGCAAGAAGGACAAGGACAAGCACGAGGAAGAGGACGCCGACAGUGGCGGGGGCGCCGAGGCGGUGCCUGAGCUGGUGACUCGGCUGCGACAGCGCGUGCUGGAGCGGCGGGGCAAGAAGUGCCGUAGCGGGCGCUGCUGAGGGGAGGGUAGGAGUGCGCUGCGUGUAUCACACUGGUUUACGCUGCGUGUGAGACUUAGCGCGCAGGUGUUGUAGAGUUUUGGACUGCUGGAAUCUUAGUAGUUCGCAGGGGGUGAAGCAUUGCCGCAUGUGCAGCCGGCCACUGAUUGUGCAUGGAAGAGCAAGUGCUUGCGCGCGCAGGUUGGCUUUGGGCGCCGCAGGGUGUACUAUAUGUUAUGCAAGCGAUUUGGUUGGAUACUGGUGGUUGCGGUGUAUUCUGUUGGCGUUGCGUCUGUAAAGACUGAUUGCCGAGGCUGCUAUGUCUCUUAAUAGUGUAGCGUGCCUCAAGCUCUCGAGAUUAGAGAGAUCCCAUUGGGUCAUGUAUGAUGCUGUUGGUGUUUUUCCUACAUGGGCGUCGUCAAUACUGCUCAUCCGUUUUGUUAAAUCCAGGGGAAUACAAUCCCCAUGUACCCUGUACGAUACCCCUUUACUUGUUUGCUGCAUGCAUAGCUGUCUUUCCUGGAUCCUCUCCGCUCCGUUCCAGGAUAAGCCACAGCACCCAGUAGGCUACUGUAAUCAUGUCCAGGGCAGAACCUGACGCGUAUAAAUGUGCAAUGGCUGCGUGCUGUAACGGGCCGUCUUCGA